Molecule: messenger RNA, 1687 nt
Organism: Bufo bufo (common toad)
Lineage: Eukaryota; Metazoa; Chordata; Amphibia; Anura; Bufonidae
Exons: 12
Coding region: 88-1359 (423 amino acids)
Molecular function (GO): 2 iron, 2 sulfur cluster binding
Source: RefSeq, a predicted model, not a curated record
GUGAGGCCGAAUCCCCGGCUCGUAGUUCUACAUCCUGCCGGCUGGGUGAGCUCAUUGGCGGCUACCCUGAGCCGUGCGCCGCCCGAGAUGGAGGGCUUCUCAGAGGAGCUGGUUAGCGCCCUGAAGGAGGUGGUCGGCCACAGUAACUGGCAGUGUGUCGGGGACAAGGAGAGGUUUAAAUCCCCCUGUACUAAGUUAUAUUCAGAGGAUGGAGAGCACUUGGUCCUUAUUCAUACAAAUGGUAAAUUUUAUGCCAUGGAUUCAGCAUGUCCCCAUGAAGGUGGUCCAUUGGAGCAAGGAGACAUAGAGGAGCUCUGUGAUGGGCGACUGGCAUUAACCUGUCCAUGGCAUUACUUUGAAUUCUGCUUGGAUGACGGUUCCUCUACCUCUGGAUUACAGAACCAAGUGUAUGAAGUGAAAGUUUGUGAAGGGAAAGUUUAUAUCCAGACGCAGAAUGCAUUAUCUCUAAACCCUUGGAAGAAAACUCAGCCUAAACAGCCAGGUAACACUGAGGCUACUGGAAGCACACAAGCCAUAGGUGAUGAAUGUUCCUUGACCUUCUGGGCCAACAAAAUCCUUUGCACUCCAGAUCCAGAAGAGAAGGCUAAACUGACUCAUCAAGUACAAGAGUUGUGGAACUCAGGGAGAAUUGCAGAAAUUGGACACGCGGAACCCCCUGUCCAGCCGAGCCGCAAAGAGAACCUCACCAUAGUACAGCCAGGCCGAAUCAAGAGAGGCAAGGGAGGCACACUGGCCAGUAGAGUAGCAUUGCUGCAUUCCCUGGCAAACAUCGAGCAAUGGGCAAUAGACUUGUCCUGGGACAUCAUUACCCGCUUUGCUACCUUUGAACUGCAGACCGGUGAGAGGCUUCCAAAAGAAUUCUUCUCAGAUUUUGUGAAAGUUGCUGGUGAUGAAGCAAAGCAUUACUGCUUGCUGGAGAAGCGGCUUGCGGACCUGGGCAGUCAUUUUGGAGAGCUACCUGUGCACAAUGGCUUGUGGCAGUCUGCUUCAGAUACAGCACAUGACUUACUUGGACGGUUGGCUAUUGUACAUAUGGUCCAUGAAGCCAGAGGUCUAGAUGUCCACCCCCAGACGCUGCAAAGAUUUUUGGCACAGGGAGAUGACAGUUCAGCUCAGGUUUUAGAAGUCAUUUAUACAGACGAGAUCACCCAUGUGGCGGCAGGCCUGAAGUGGUUCACGUACAUAUGUGACAAGGAGCAGCGGGACUGCUUAACAACCUUCCACGAGCUAGUACCACUGUAUUUCAGAGGAUACCUAAAACCUCCAUUUAAUACGGAGGGCAGGCAAUCGGCAGGGAUGUCUGAAGAGUGGUAUCUCCCCUUGGUAAAACCAUCCUGAAAGAAUUCCUCAUAGCCGCCAUACCUAAUCCUGGAUAUCUGUGCUUAUUUUAAAGCACACAGUCUCCUCCUGCUGCUCCAUCACAGCGGCUGGCACUCCAUUUCCAUACACGAGGACUCAUUGCUGGGCAAUGUGUAGCGGAGAAUUAAAAUUUACUUUCUUCUCUUAUAUUAUGUUUUAUGCCAAAAUAGUCAGUUUGUGUUCUAUUAUAUGGCUCCCAAUGAUGCUUCAUAUAGGGUUGUGUUAAACUACUGUUUAACGCGGUGCUAAAAUCGAAUAUCACUGGAGCAGCAUAAAAUAUGAGGGAUGCCGUUGAAUUCUUUUAAAA